Messenger RNA from Ustilago hordei, 600 nucleotides. RefSeq lists its product as uncharacterized. The coding region runs from base 1 to 600 and encodes 199 amino acids. The record is from RefSeq and is a predicted model, not a curated record. Gene Ontology annotation, molecular function: N-acetyltransferase activity. The transcript has 2 exons. NCBI's taxonomy places the organism in Eukaryota, Fungi, Basidiomycota, Ustilaginomycetes, Ustilaginales, Ustilaginaceae.
AUGACAGGUGUGUACGCUGCGGCUUGCAAUGUCGAGACAGUAUCGUCAUCACCAGCGUUUGACGCGAUCAGCUUCACCAUCAGCGUUGCCAAGCCCUCAGACGCUGCUGACGUUGCAGCUCUGGGCGGGGGCGUCUUUUUCGAGUCAUUCGCAUGGUCGAUGCCGGCGCAGGACAUGGACAACUAUCUCAAGAGCUCGUACAGUUCAGAUGCCAUUCGCGCCGAGAUCCAAGACACGAUAACAUAUCGAUUCUACGUAGCACGUGAUAGCAAUGAUCCCGGUCGCUUGCUGGGCUUCGUCCAGCUCAAUCGCUUCUCGGAUGAGCCAUGUCUCAAGAUCAAGCCGCCUGACACCAUUGAAUUACAGCGCAUCUACACCGACUCGAAGGCACACGGACGAGGCGUGGGCACUGCAUUGAUGAAAACAGCAUUGGACUAUGCCAUCGAGCAAGGCUACAAGGCAAUGUGGCUCGGCGUGUGGGAACACAAUCUCAAGGCACAAAAGUUCUACCAGCGCAACCACUUUGAAAAGGUCGGAGACCACGAUUUCAAGAUGGGAAGCUGUGUCCAGACGGACUGGAUUCUCGAGCGCCACUUCUGA